AUGAGAAUCAGAAAGCUUUCGGCUAUUUUCUGGGCUACAUGCAUUAUUGCAUUUUUUUUCAUUUUAUAUAUCGUCACGGAUUUAAGCUUUAAAUUACCAAGUAUUAAGCCGGUUGGACUGGAUAUUGAUGACAACAAAUGGACAUCAUUUGAAUCUAAGUUAAGACACCUUGAGAAAGAACUAGACCAGCAUCAUGCAGUUGUUGGUGAAAUCAAAACAGCAGUGGACCAAAUUGUGGAGCAGUCUCACGAAAUACAUGUGCAACAGAAAAGACCGAAGAUGCCGAAAAAAGAGAAUAAGAUUCGAGAGUUUAAAGUCGUAGGGGAUGAGCCUCCAAGGAUGCAUAUAAAACUGAAUUCCUCUAGUUGCCCAAUCAAUCAAUUCACAUCUAAAACUGAUAUACAGAUGCUAUCAAUGUAUGAAAGGAUAAUGUUUGAUGAUAAAGAUGGGGGAGUAUGGAAACAAGGCUGGGACAUAGAAUACAAGGAUGAUCAAUGGAACCAAAAGAACAAGCUUAAAGUGUUUAUAGUUCCGCAUUCACAUAAUGAUCCAGGUUGGAUUAAAACUUUUGAGAACUACUAUAAAUCACAAACAAAGGCCAUAUUUACCAACAUGGUUGAGAAGUUAACAGAAGGUGUUGGAAGAAAGUUUAUUUGGGCCGAAAUAAGUUUUCUUUCACUAUGGUGGAGCCUUGAUGCCUCGGAUAAAGAAAAAUCGCUCUUUCGGAGCCUACUAAAAGCCGGUCAAAUUGAAAUCGUAACCGGGGGCUGGGUUAUGAAUGAUGAAGCGAACUCGCACUGGGUUUCCAUCAUACAGCAGCUGACCACCGGUCACCAAUGGCUUCUCGAUAACCUGGGCUACACCCCGAAGAACGCUUGGUCUAUAGAUCCUUUCGGUUACUCCAGCGCGCAGCCCUACCUGCUCAAGUUGGCUGGUUUCGAAAACUCAGUGAUACAGCGAGUACACUAUAGGGUGAAGAAGGAGCUGGCGUUGAACCGACAGCUCGAGUUCAAAUGGCGACAGUUAUGGGACGGCAACGGCAAAACCGAUAUGUUCACUCACAUGAUGCCCUUCUACUCUUACGACGUGCCACAUUCAUGCGGACCGGAUCCCAAGAUCUGCUGUCAGUUCGACUUCAAAAGGCUACCCGGGAACGGCGUAACGUGCCCCUGGGGCGUUGCGCCGAAGAAAAUCAUUCAGAAAAACGUUGCUGAAAGGUCGUUCCUGAUACUCGACCAAUGGCGCAAGAAGGCGCAGCUGUACCGCAGCAACGUCGUCAUGGUCCCGCUGGGUGACGACUUCCGCUACGACCGCUCGAACGAGUGGGACAACCAGUACCAGAAUUACGACGCGAUCAUCGACUACAUCAACAACAAGGACGCUUGGAACACCGAGGUACAAUUCGGUACCCUCCAAGACUACUUCAAGGCCGUCCACGAGGAGGUGAAGAUGUCCGACUUCCCGGUGCUGUCGGGCGAUUUCUUCACGUAUGCCGACAGGAAUCAGCACUACUGGAGCGGAUAUUACACGUCGAGGCCGUUUUACAAGAAUAUGGAUAGAACGCUCAUGGCCUACGUUAGGGCGGCAGAGAUAAUAACGGCGCAGGCGUGCUCCAGCGGGGCGGUCACCUACAUAAUGUCGCUUCAGCUGAGGGACAGGGUGGAGCAGGCGCGGAGGGCGCUCUCGCUGUUCCAGCACCACGACGGGGUCACGGGCACAUCGAGGGACGAGGUCCGCGAGGACUACGCCAAGAAAAUGCUAACGGCGAUCAAGUACAGCCAAUCGGUGAUACAACAGGCCGCGUACUACCUCCUGAAACAGCCGCCGAUACUGGAGCAGAGCCAGGAGGACAUAUACUUCGAGGUCGACGACCUCUGGCGCAGCCACGACGAGAUCCCGUCCAGGAUCACCAUAGCGCUGGACGAGAUGUCGCCGUCCAGGCGGCUGGUGUUCUACAACGCGCUAGCGUUCAGGCGGCAGGAGGUGGUCACCGUGCUGGUGACCUCGCCACAUGUGGAGGUCUUCGAUCCGGAAGGCAAUCCGAUGAUGGCGCAGAUCUCGCCCGUGGUACAAGGCGAGAAGCGGCUGGGUUUCGCCGCGAACAAGUUCCAGCUGUCGUUCCCAAUCUCAGUGGACCCGCUGGCGCUCACUAUCUACACCGUAUCGCUCAGGGAUAGCAUGAGCAUAAAUAAGUACACGUCGUACUCGCGCGUGCGCAUUUACAACGCGGACUACUGGACCGUCGACCUGCCGAGGAUGUUCGCCGUGGAGCAGCCCACCGAGCGGCUGACCGAGGACGUGAAGGUGCACGCCGGCGAGGGGGGCCGCGCGCUGGUCACCAGCGGCGGCCUGCUGAAGGCGCUCAUCUCGCCGGGGGGCGCCACCGUGCCCGUCCACAUGGACUUCGUGCGGUACGACAGCCAGAGGGCGGUGGACAACAACAGCGGCGGCUACCUCUUCAUCCCGUCGGGUCCAGCCGAGGUGCUCAAUCCGGAGCAGUUCCCCGAGAUGGUGGUCACCGAGGGUCCCUACAAGGCGACGGUGUACACCGGCCUCGUCAGCCCGAAGGCCGCCGAAAUCGUACUGGCGAUAACCGUGUACAACAACCCGUCGCUGCCGCAGACCGAAGUGGAGAUCAGCAACACGUUCCUCAUCGACCCUCAGGCCGAUGACCUCGAGCUCGGAAUUAGGUUCUCCACCGGCAUCAAGAACGGCGACGUCUUCUACACGGACCUCAACGGGAUGCAAAUGAUCAAACGGCGCUACUUUGAGAAGUUGCCACUGCAGGCGAACUUCUACCCUCUGCCGGCCGCCGCUUACAUCCAGGACGAUAGCACCCGACUCACCCUCUUAACCUCCACGCCCCUGGGAAUGGCUGCCCUGCAACCGGGCCAGAUCGAGGUAAUGCAAGAUAGGCGAUUGACUCGCGACGACAAUCGAGGACUGAACCAAGGAAUAUUGGACAACGUUAGGACUCGACACACUUUCAAGCUGAUCGCGGAAGCCGCUGUGCCUUGCCAGCGGCCCUCCGAGGAGCGGGCCAGCGGGCAGCUGACGCUGGGCGCGCACGUGUCGCAGCAGAUGCUGCUGCAGCCGCCGCUGGUGAUGCACCACGCGGCCAGCGAGAGCACCCCCCGCCCGGCGUACUCGCGCGCCGCCUCCAGCGCCGCUGACGUGGUGCUGGCCGCGUUCAACGCCCACGUCACGGCCGCCGACAAAGACGGCAAGCACAUUCACGGAAUGGGGGUCACACUGCAGAGGGUGCAUUUGGACACGUGCUACGGGAAUAAGACCGUCGCGGCGUCCUACCCUGUGGGAGAUGGACAGGUACGUCUCUCCGACUUGUUGGAGAUAUCGUCGGAUCGAGUCUACGACAGUUCGCUGACGUUUGUGAGGUUGCGGGACCCUGUGCCCCAGAGCGUCGUCACGCUCUGCCCUAUGGAGAUACGGUCCGUUUUCAUCAACCAAACACUGAGACGCGGC
Iphiclides podalirius (scarce swallowtail) is the source of this 3483-nucleotide messenger RNA. NCBI's taxonomy places the organism in Eukaryota, Metazoa, Arthropoda, Insecta, Lepidoptera, Papilionidae. The record is from the annotation of a GenBank genome assembly.